This is a messenger RNA of Helobdella robusta, 393 nucleotides long. RefSeq lists its product as hypothetical. The record is from RefSeq and is a predicted model, not a curated record. The coding region runs from base 1 to 393 and encodes 130 amino acids. Lineage: Eukaryota; Metazoa; Annelida; Clitellata; Rhynchobdellida; Glossiphoniidae. The transcript has 2 exons.
AUGGAUGUUGAAGAAGACUUGUUGAUAGUUGACGAGGUCGGCGUCUCUAGUCAACAAGCAGGGCGCGAACAAACUUCCGCCCGGCCCGUGUUUUCAGACCCUGAGAGGGUCUAUUGUAGAGUGGCGGAUCCCGGCCAGGAAAGACUCCGCCGAAGCGAAGGCUCGGGUGGAUAUUCGUAUGCGGACGCGGUUCGGGACCGCGUGGUGCGGAAUUCGAAUGUCGCCCGGCGAAAAUCUACAAAUAUAAUGAAGAAAAAUGUGAUUACAACAUCGGACGCCACAAGUCAGAUCACUGGUUACAUCACACAGCAACAACACAUCAAAAGACAUCUCCCAGAUGAUGGCAUUAAAGUUGAUUAUAUUUUCAUUCAUGUCAGAAAUAAAAGCAUCUGA